Messenger RNA from Colletotrichum tamarilloi, 2181 nucleotides. RefSeq lists its product as uncharacterized. The record is from RefSeq and is a predicted model, not a curated record. Bases 1 to 2181 code for a protein of 726 amino acids. The transcript has 3 exons. NCBI's taxonomy places the organism in Eukaryota, Fungi, Ascomycota, Sordariomycetes, Glomerellales, Glomerellaceae.
AUGCCACCCCUGUCAGGAUUCUCCAACAACCCUCUCCGAACCAGGGCGGACUUGGUCCAAGCUACCCUCGCGCUGCUCCGGCCCCUCUUACCCCACUUCUCUCCGUCCAAGGGCCGGAUCCGAAUUCCGGUGACUUCGGCAACGCACUUUGAUGAGACAGCUGCCCAACUAGAAGGUUUUGCUCGGCCGCUAUGGGCUGUAGGCGCAUUGCUCCUUGGAGCUGAUGCCACUUCAGAUUCAUCACUGUCCGCUGCAAUCACCGAAGUAGUCCAGCCAUGGAUCGACGGCUUCGUCACAGGAACCGAUCCCGAGCACCCUGAGUACUGGGGACCAAUUCUCGGCCCCGAUCAGCGCAUGGUAGAGGCCGAAAUUGUAGCAUUUGCCCUCCUUUCCGCGCCUGAUCGCAUUUUUAAGCCGUUGAGUGAAAAGUCGAAACAAAACAUCACCAACUGGCUCCGGUCUUUGAAUGGAAUGGAAAUGCCAAAGAACAACUGGCGUUGGUUCAGAGUCUUUGCGAACUUGGCUCUGUUCAAAGUAUGUGGGGUGGCAUAUGACAGUGUUCGCGACGAGAUAAACUCAGACUUGGCGCUCCUGGACACUUUCUACCGAUUUGAUGGUUGGUCGGCAGACGGUCCUUGGCAAACACCAGAGCAGGCCCAGGAUGAGUUCGAGCAGUUUGAGAAGACUGGCAGACGCGAUGCGAUUGGAAUUGGAAGACAGGCCGACUACUACUCUGGUAGCUUUGCGAUUCAAUUCAGUCAGCUGCUCUACUCUCGAUUUGCUGUGGAUAUCGAUCCCGAACGAGCAGAGAAGUACCGCCAGAGAGCAAGAGACUUUGGUGCCACUUUCUGGCGUUACUUUGACGCUGAAGGUUCUGCUAUACCUUUCGGCCGGUCUUUAACUUAUCGAUUCGCCUGCGGAGGAUAUUUCGCUGCUCUAGCUCUGGCACAAGUACCCAAUAUGCCAAAGCCUCUCCACACCCCCGGGGCCAUCAAAGGCUUCCUACUGAGACAUCUCAGAUGGUGGGCAAACAACUCUAAUGAUGUCUUCUAUUCCGAUGGUACCAUGAACAUUGGAUGGUUAUAUCCAAACAUGUACCUGUGCGAAGACUACAACUCACCUCAAUCUCCGUACUGGUGUUUGAAGACCCUCAUUGCGGUUGGUCUUGCGGAAGACGAUGACUUCUGGACUGCAGAUGAAGAGCCAUACCCCUCUCUUUCCACAACAGACUCAGUUGCGCUCGUCCCAGCCCCUCAGCAGAUUGUGUGCAACCAUCCUGGAAGCAACCAUCACUUUCUCCUUUCGCCAGGACAGUUCGUAGCUUGGCCUAUGAAGGCUAACCAGGCUAAGUACUGCAAGUUUGCGUACUCCUCCGCUUUCACGUUCUCCGUACCGACGGGGCCGUUAAUCCAGCAGAUUGCUCCAGACAACACCCUUGCUUUGAGUCGCGAUGGUGGAGAGACAUGGGCAGUGAAGUGGAAGUCUGAACCAGUGCGCUUCUCAACUGCGUUUAUCAAGACAGCUUCGAGCACGCAGGAAGUACAAGCUGCGAGCGCCAAGUGGUAUCCAUGGGGCGACAGAGCCGUGAGUAUAGACACCACGCUGAUCCCACCGUCUGACCGAUGGCCGGACUGGCAUAUUCGAGUCCACAAGAUCAAAGUGCACGAGAAGCUUAAGACUUUACACACAAUCGAGGGCGGCUUCGCGAUCUCUGGCCGCAAAAAGGGCGGCCAGACUGACGGAUUGCCUCUACCUGUCAUCUCCGAGGUUCCGAAAGACGCCAUCUUGGGCUCUGCCGAAGGCGUUUUACAGAAAGAGCUUUCCACUUUGAUCUUGUCCUCCGCAGGCGCCAGCGGCGUGGUCUCACAGUCACCGAGCAGUCACCAGACGAUAUCAGAAAGUUUUCCACUGAAGCCUGAUUCGAACACAAACUUGGCCUGCUCUAGGACCUUAAUACCGGUCAUUUCUCAUGCUACUGCCGGUGGCCUAGAUGCCGGAUAUGAAAUGGUCCUAGUCGAGUCUGUCUUUGCGCUGUCUGCCUCGGCAAACAAGGGUUGGCCUGGUGCUGGCAAGCCAUUGGCAGAACGAUGGUUGGAUGCUCCGCGGGUGCAGCUGGAAUCUAGGACUUCAGACGCAACAGAUGGCGAUGUUAUGUUAGUUGUUGCCUCUACUCAAGCUUAG